Messenger RNA from Paralichthys olivaceus (Japanese flounder), 1456 nucleotides. NCBI's taxonomy places the organism in Eukaryota, Metazoa, Chordata, Actinopteri, Pleuronectiformes, Paralichthyidae. The record is from RefSeq and is a predicted model, not a curated record.
UCUGACCAAAAGAGCCUUUUCCAGCUACUAAGCCCCACCCACAAGCUGACAGGAUUGGUGACAUCACAAACCCUGGUGUGUUCAGCUGUCAUUCUGGAGGGAAAGGCCCCAGUCGAGUUGAGCAGGGGGGAUGGAGGAGGUGGGGAGGCCAGCUCCUUGAGCCCCAGCCCCGCUGCUCUGCCUCCGACCCACGCAGAGAGCGUUGGGCCCUGGCAGAGCGAGAGCCUACUGGCAGAGUCCUGGUCCACGAUGGGCGACAUGGACACCGAGGACGCCAAGAGCCUCGACAGCAACGACGGGGCGGCUCUGGCUGGAGAGGAGAACCACUCCUUCAACUCCGACAUGGUUCACCUGGAGCGAGAGGAGGUGGAGAUGCUGGAAGAGGCGGUGGAGGAGAGGGCAAGGAGAUCAGAGGAAGAGGAGGAGGAUGAUGAGGAGCUGCAGACGAGUGUGUUGAGUGUGUUAGGUGGGGAGAGGGAGCUGGUGGAGCUCAGGGAGGAGGAGCAGGACCUCCAGGCUCCGGAAACUGAGGAGCUCCUGGUGUCAGCAGAAGAGCCUGAGGUGGAGAAGGAGCCAGCAGAGUUCAGGCAGGUGGUUCCCCCGAUGGCUCUGCCUCCUCUGCCUAUCGUCAGGUUCGAUCCCCCCUCUGCGACCUCCACCCCGGUCCCUUCAACCACAAUCUCUGAAGCUGAGGAACUCCUUUCUCUUCAGGGGCUCCACCCUCCGGCCAUCCUCGCGCCACUGGCAGCAGAACCCCCGGCAGAAAAUCUAGAGCAACUCAAAUUCUCACAGAUCCCUCUUUCAGCAGAGGAGGAACAUUCAAGUAAAGAAGCAGCGUCAGAAAAGCCACAGGCCACUGCUCCCGAGACCAAACCUCUGAGCUCCACGGAGCUGCUGUGUGGAGGAGCCGCUUUAGUAGCUGUCGUUGGCGUCGUGGCGUACGGAGCUGUGGCCUACUGCCGAAAAUGAAACCUGUCACCCUUUCACUGCAGGCUCUGUUUUUAAAUCUACUCCCGAUCAAUUACUCACUCUCUGAAUUCUGGAUUUCACCCGUUGUAUUGUCAUUAUUAGUCACAUUCGAUUUGUCGGGUUCAUUUUGUGCUACCUCAGCUCACAUCAGAGCUCAUGGCCUUUGUUUUUGUUUUGUUUUCUCAGAGGAAAUUAAACCUGUAAAAUGUAAAAAACCAUGUGCAAGCUGCAAUUUUAAAGAAUCCUGAAACUUGAAACCUUUGUUUGAUGGUUCUUUGUGUGAUUGUGUCGCUCGUCACGUCACCGGAAAUCAACAUGAGGGAAGAAAUUAGCAGAAAAUUCUUCUUCUGCAAAACACGUCCAGUUACUCUGGGUUUUUCCAAACAGCUGGCAGGAUACUGGUUGAUUUAAAUUGGACUAUAAAUGUAUUUUAACUCUCCUCGUUCACUCCUCCACCAACGCUGAACAAUCACACUGUGUAGUUCUU